UGCUUCAAGUGCUUUCCUCUCAGCACUGUCAUAAUUGUGAAAUUCGAAUAACUUUGUAAAUUUUUUGUGGUUUAUUGUUAACAUCCUUUGCUUGAUUUUACAGUUUUAAUCAAGAUACAUUUAUUUUUUGCGUUCAUGCAAAAAAAUGACACGGUUUGCAAGAGCUGAGGGCUCAAAAUCAUCAAAUAGAAAGAUACCGGAUGAAUCAACCCCUUGGCACAUAUUAAAACAACAGCUGGAAGAAGCUCUGACGAAGGAAAAAGUGCAAGGAAGUGAAACGAAUCAAAAAAAAUCAGCCAAACAGUUGCUCAAGGAAGAUGAUCGCUAUUAUGCCGAAUCUUUGGGAAAUAUCAACACUGAUUGGGCAGAGUUUGAUGCACCAAGAAAUAAGAGUUCCUUAAAAAAUGGUAAGGUUGAAAAAAAUCCUACCAAUCAAGAAAAAAAGAUGAAAAAAGUUGUUAAACAGAUGGCUCACGUGGAGGAUGCAUCAACUUCUAACAUUGAAAAAGUAGAAAAAAUUAAGAAUAAAAAAAAUAAAGCACCAAAGUUAUCAAAUGAUGACAUACAAGGUGAGUUGAAGCCAAAUCCACAGAAAAAUAUUGAAAAAUCCAGUGACAAUGACGAAAGCCCAUCUAAGCUUAAAAAGAAGAAAAGAAAAAGAGAGCAAUCCAUUGGAGAAUUACCUAAAAAUGAUCAAAACCUUAGAGUUAACACAGUAAAUGAACUUGAAAAAACGAAAGAAGCGUUAAAGGAUGGUAGUAAGCUCAGUAAACGUCAAAAACGUAAUCAAAAGAAGCAAAAUCAAAAAAAUGAGGAGACUAAAGAAAAUGGCAAUGCAAAAUCGGGAUCGUUUAAUGUUGAAGGGAAUGAUUGGGACUGUUCUGUUAAAUCUAAUGACAAAGUGAAAUCUAAAAAAAGAACAAAUAACAAAAGUUCAGUUACAAAAAGGGAAUGGAUAUCAGAUUUUGAUUUUAAAAACUGGAGAAGAUUUGGUAAUAAUGUACCUAAAAAAUAUCAAAAAAAAGAAGCCAAACCGAAAGACAAUCGAGAGCAUAAGCACAAGAAGACAGAUGAAUCCCCAGUGAAAAUAACUAUCAAUGGAAUGGAUGUAGAAAUUGUUAAAUAUGAUGGUUUUCCAGUUAAGAGAGAAGAUGCUGAAAGAUUGAAGGAGUUGCGGCAACAAAUGGUUUUGAAAGGUAUACCUAAACCUGACAUUGAUACAGCUAUGAAAUUGGAAAGGCGGAAAUGUGAAAAAUCUCUGGCUCGCAUCAGAAAGCAAGUCUGCUUCCAUUGCAGAAAAGCAGGUCAUAACUUAUCUGAUUGUCCGGAGCUUGGAAAAGAAGAAGAAGCCACUGGAAUUUGCUUCAAGUGUGGAUCCACGGAACACACUCACUUUGAAUGCAAAGUCACCAAGUCUGAUGACUACAGGUUUGCCAAAUGCUUUAUUUGCAGAGAACAGGGCCACAUUGCAAAACAGUGUCCUGACAACCCAAAAGGAUUGUACCCUGAUGGAGGCUGUUGUAACGUAUGUGGCGAUGUUACACAUUUGAAAAAAGAUUGUCCAGAUUUGAAUGAGAAAAAAGAAGAUAAUAGUAUUAAAUUAGAUCUUAUUAAGGAUGACCAUUUGGAGUCUCUUGACGUCGACACCGUUAUAAGUAAGCCAGAUGUCAAGCCUAUGAAAAAGAUUGUAAAAUUUUAA
This is a messenger RNA of Copidosoma floridanum, 1699 nucleotides long. RefSeq lists its product as uncharacterized. Gene Ontology annotation, molecular function: nucleic acid binding; zinc ion binding. Lineage: Eukaryota; Metazoa; Arthropoda; Insecta; Hymenoptera; Encyrtidae. Gene Ontology annotation, cellular component: nucleolus. The record is from RefSeq and is a predicted model, not a curated record.